UUGGGAGCUGUCUGUUCAGCACCACACUGUGCGCGCUCUCUGCGCCAGAAAUAGUCUUAUUAGUGCGGGCAACAUUAGCGGGCUUACAGUGACAGACUCACACUUGAUCGGAUUUUCUUGCUUUUGCUCCUUGGUCAUGGCGCUGCUCAGAGGGAAACGGCAGUAAAGACCGGACCUCCUGCCGACCAAGUUUUACGCAAAGAAACUGCGGGGUUUUGGGGUCAAAGUUCGGAGGUUUCACCCUGCAGGUCGGUUCUCUCUGACCGAACCAGGAUGUUUUCACUCUUGUGCGGAUUAUUAUGCUUUUGCGCGCUAAGCGCUCAGCCUGAUGAUGGAAAGCGGUUCAUCUGCCGGGCAGUACCCAUCAGCGGUGAUGUCGGCUGCCCUGUGACAUUACUGCCGGACCUCAGCGUCGGAGGUCAGGAAGAGGAGCUCCGGAACACUGUCAUGCAGCUACGGGAGACGAUUCUCCAACAGAAAGAGACGAUCUCCAAGCAGCAUGGGACCAUCAACGAGCUGACCACCAAGCUGUCCCUCUGCGCCUCGGCCAUUACAGAUAGGAAGUACGGAAAGGGGGCUUCGUGGGGGAAAGAGAAGCAGAACACGAUGGGAGACGUCCCCACAGACCCAAACGACUCCAUAGAUAGCCUGGGGAAAACCAUGCAGGGGCUCAAAGAGCGCCUGGAGAACCUGGAGCAACAGCAAAUGAGGGCCAACUUAUCCGGAGCCUCGUUCCCCAGCGAACUCCGCGACCUGCUUCAGCGUCGGCUCGGGGAGCUGGAGAAACAGCUCCUGAAGAAAGUCAGUAGCCUGGAGGAGGAGAAGAGCCAGCUGUCCAACGCCACGGCCGCUUAUAGGCUGAAGACAGAGAGCACCCUGAACGCACUGGUGGAGAGAAUCAGCGAGCUGGAGAAAGGUGGGGGAGACUUUAAGUCCCCUGAGCAGUUUAAGCUGUCCCUCCCUCAAAGGACCAACUACCUCUAUGGCCGAAUCACCAAGACCUUGCCAGAGAUGUAUGCCUUCACCCUCUGCAUGUGGAUCAAGUCCAGUGCCAGCCCCGGUGUCGGAACACCUUUCUCCUAUGGCGUCCCAGGGCAAGCUAAUGAGAUUGUGCUGAUAGAGUGGGGGAACAACCCAAUCGAGCUGCUCAUUAAUGACAAGGUUGCCCAGCUUCCCCUGGAAGUAAGGGACGGCCAAUGGCACCACAUCUGCAUCUGCUGGACCACACGAGAUGGCCAGUGGGAGGCCUACCAGGACGGGGAGAAACUGGGAACCGGAGACAACCUUGCGGCAUGGCACCCCAUCAAACCUGGAGGAGCCAUCAUCCUGGGGCAGGAGCAGGAUGUGGUAGGCGGGCGUUUCGAUGCUGGACAAGCUUUUGUGGGUGAGCUGAGUCAGGUGAACAUUUGGGACCGUGUCCUGAAGCCCGUGGAGAUCCAGUCGAUGGCAAACUGCAGCUCCUAUCUCGCCGGUAACGUCAUUUCCUGGCUGUCGAGCAAUGUUGAGGUUUUUGGGAGGGGGGCAUUUAAGCGCCCCCUGGAGAUAUGUCAGGAGAGGCUGCCAAAGGUUUAGAGCUUUUUGUUUCUGUCCCUGGUGUUAUUAUUUCCAUCAGCUUAACAAAUGACCGUUUAAGCGACUGACCACUCUUACUGUGAAACCUGUACACUACUCAAAAACAUAAAGGGAACACUCAAAUAACAUAUCCUAGAUCUGAAUGAAUGAAAUAUUCUCAUUGAAUACUUUGUUUUGCACAGAUGAAUGUGCUGACAACAAAAUCACACAAAAUCAUCGAUGGAAGUAAAAUCUAUUAACCAAUGGAGGCAAUGGAGUAACAUAAAAAAUGAAAGUGUAAAAACACACUACAGGCUGAUCCAAGUGUGAUCUAAUGUCCUUAAAACAGGUCAAAAUAUGUGUGUAUGUAUGAUCUCCCUACAAUGCCUGGGCAUGCUCCUGAUAAGGUGGUGAAUGGUCUUCUGAGGGAUCUCCUCCCACACCUGCACUAAAGCAUCUGCUAACUCCUAGAAAGUCUGUGGUGCAAUGUGACAUUGUUUGAUGGAUCGAGGCACAAUGUCCUAGAUAUGCUCAAUCUGAUUCAGAUCUAAGGAACUACUUGCAGGAACUACUGACACACUCCGGCUGCAUGAGGUCUUGCAUUGUCUUGCAUUAGGAGGCACCCAGGACCACCCACACCAGCAUGUGGUCUCAAUAGGGCUCUAAAGAUCUCAUCUCGGUAUCUAAUGGCAGUCAUGCUACCUCUGCCAAGCACAUGAAAGGGUGUGCUGCCCUCUAAAGAUAUGCCAGCCCACAGCAUUACUGACCCACUGCCAAACCAGUCAUGCUGAAGGAUUUUGAUGGCAGCAGACCAAUCUCCACAGUGUCUCUAGCUCUGUCACAUCCAUCCCAUGUGCUCAAUGUGGAGAUGCUUUCAUCUGGGAAAUCACAGGGCGUCAGUGGCCAAUUCACCAAUCCCGGCAUUAUCUGGCAAAGGCAAACAUCCAGCACAGUGUUGGGCUGUGAACACAACCCCCAUCUGUUGAUGUCAGACCCUCAUACCAUCCUUGUGGAGUUGGUCUCUAACUGUUUGUGCAGGCACAUGCACAUUUGUAGCCGGAUAGAGGUCAUUUUGCCGGGCUCUGGCAGUACUCCUGCUGUUCCUCCUUGCACAAAGGCAGAGGUAGCAGUUCUGCUGCUGGGUUAUUGCCCUCCUGCCGCCUCCUCCACGUCUCCUGGUGUACUGGCCUGUCUCAUUGUAGCACCCCCAGCCUCUGGACGCUAUGCUGACAGACACAGCAAACCUUCCUGCCAUAGAGGUGCUGUUCUGGAUGGCCUGCACUACCUGAGUCACUUAUUUGGGUUGUAGAGUCUGUCUCAUCCUACCAUGAUUGUAAAAGCACCAUCAACAUUCAAAAGUGACCAAAACAUCAGCCAGAAAGCAUAGGUACUGAGAAGUUGUCUAUGGUCCCUGGCUGCAGACCAUUUUAUUGAGUGUUUCUUGCUAAUUGCUUAUUGUGUCCACUGUUGUGUAUUCCAUUUGCACAACAGCAUGAACAUUCCUAAGUGGAUGGUUUGAUUUUACAGAAGUUUGAUUUGAGCUUAUAUUGUGCUGUUUACGUGUUCCCUUUAUUUUUUGAGCAGUAUAUUAUUGCUAGCUUCAAUUAACCAGCAGCAUGAAUGUAAGAAUAAUUUAGAUUUUUUUAUGAUUUCGUUCUAAAGCCCAUUUUCUGGUUAGACAACAGCCUACAUCAUCUUUACCCAGUUAUUCACAAAGGGGCCUGUUUAGGGUUACGGUUGGGGCUUCGCUCUGCUGCCAACCUCCAGCCAUCAUUGGGUCUGAGAACAAGAUUAUAGUUCAAAUUUAUUCUGUCUUCUCUAACUCAUACAGCCUUAGAGUGAAACUGUUUAUAAACAGAAGUGAGUUAAUUUAAAAAAAAUGUUCCUUUAGAAUUGGCAGAGAGAACAUAUUUUAUAUCCAUCAAUGAGCCUCUGUCUGGAAAUUAGAGGAUCUCUGUAAUCAGAGAUGGUCAAAGCCAUUCUAGAAGCUUAAUGUCUGCCUUCUUUAAGGGAAUUCUACAGAGGUUUCGAUAUGGGUUUGGGACAUUUGUCCUAUUGGGACGUGUCCAAAAUUUAGCCAUCUCAAUGAAAUGGUUUCCCUGUAUGAUGUAGGGAAAUUGACUGAAGUUCUCAGGCCUAAGAAUAUAACUGCAAAGCAUGGUGGGGGCAGCCUUGUGUUGUGGUUCUGGUUGAAGUGGAUGGGAUAAUAAAAAAAGAGGACAACAGAAAUGCUUUAAUAAUUAUACCAAACUUAGAAACGGUUUAACACAUUUUGUUGUUAUUGAGGGCCAAAACACAGGCAGGCAUACCCUUCCUAGGUAUUAAGAGAUGACUUUCAAACUGAAACAUGGAAAACAUUGGAAUAACCAGGAAUCAUGGAGAAUACCUUUAGCAGAACAGGGAGCUACAGCAGAAAUGGGAGAACACCCAUUUUAAUUAGAUUCAAAUAAGUGAGCUUAACCAGAUCUUAUAAUAUUUGAUCAAACAUUCAGCCAGAAGCUUAAAAAAGUCUGCAGAGAUUUUUUUAUUUUAUUUUUUUAAUCUGAAACUUGUCAAAUGACAUGCAUCCAAACAAUGAGUGUUUUUGGAUGUUUAAGUCUGUAUUUAUAUGAAAUCCACAGCAUAUUGAAACAUGUACCCACUAUACUUGUUUUUAAAAACCCAUGAAGUUGUCAGAUGUCCAUAAAAGCCUAACUGUCCAAAGAAAUAAUUAAAAGUCCUAAAUAUAUGUUUAAAAAUAUAAAAUAAUAUUCAUAAUACACCUUUGCAUGAUUAGAUGAUCAGACCUAUUGAUGUUGAGGCAGCUGAUGUGUGAAGGCCAGGUAGAGUCGGUCUCUGAGGACACCAUGAGCUCCUUACAGGUCAGGGUGAGGGUUCUGAGUCCUUCAUGGGGCAGAGCUCCCUCAGGCAUUAAAGCCGCCUCUUCUUCGGCAGCUCCCUCACAUCCUGGACCACUUUGCUGCUGGGGAACUCACUGCUGCGUGGAUGCUAGAAAAGAUUAAAGUCUGCCUAAUGAGCUUACAGAAUCAUUAGGCUGGUUUCACACCUCCUCAUGUUGUGGUAGAAAUACUACGUGGAACUCUGCCUGUGGUCCGCCUGAUGGCCGGUGGAGUUUAGUUAAUUUCUGAGUCCUUUCCAGUGCUUUCUCUCUGGCCUUCUCCUCCCCCACCCAAUGCUGUUACUCAUAGUGCUGUAAAUUAAUUUUUAUUUGAGAUGUUGUUUCUGUGUGUUACAUUGUAGAAAAUGUAUAAACCCAUAAACAGCUUUUAAGUAUGUAUUUUUUGAAUGUAAAUUAUUAUGUAAAAGUUCCUAUUGUUAAAGCUUUUCUGUGUUAGCAUAACCCAUAUUGCCUCAUGGCCUUCCCAUGGAUGUUUAAGUGCCAUUAAAUAUAUUUUUUUUUUACAUGCUUUGACCUCACAUAAUGAGCAAAUAAAUCAAUGUUGCACAUCAAA
Molecule: messenger RNA, 5003 nt
Organism: Cyprinodon tularosa
Lineage: Eukaryota; Metazoa; Chordata; Actinopteri; Cyprinodontiformes; Cyprinodontidae
Gene: nptx2b
Product: neuronal pentraxin IIb
Exons: 5
Coding region: 274-1572 (432 amino acids)
Source: RefSeq, a predicted model, not a curated record